AGCCAAUCCACCCGAUCGCAUCCCUUAAUCGACAAACACUCACACCGGUCUUGUCGAGCCCAGCACCGUCGACAAGAUGCCUACCCGAUUCUCGAAGACCCGCAAAGCUCGCGGUCAUGUGUCCGCCGGUUACGGUCGCAUUGGCAAGCACCGUAAGCAUCCCGGUGGUCGUGGUAUGGCCGGUGGUCAGCACCACCACCGUACCAACCUUGACAAGUACCAUCCCGGUUACUUCGGUAAGGUCGGUAUGAGAUACUUCCACAAGACCAACCAGCAGUUCUGGAAGCCCGUCAUCAACCUGGACAAGCUGUGGUCUCUCGUCCCCGCCGAGCAGCGUGAUGCCUACAUGAGCGGCCAGAAGACCGACACCGCCCCCGUCAUCGACGUCCUGCCCCUCGGCUACUCCAAGGUUCUGGGCAAGGGCCGCAUCCCCGAGAUCCCGAUCGUCGUCCGUGCCCGCUACUUCAGCGAAGAUGCUGAGCGGAAGAUCAAGGCCGCCGGUGGUGUUGUCGAGCUUGUCGCUUAAAUCUGGGAAAUGGAUUACGGUGUUUUGCUGGAGAAGGGUUUAAAAGAUAAAAUUAAGGGCCCGGUGCUGCGCUGACCACGGUCGGUGUUAAACGAAACGUCGAAUAUGUCAAUCAAGUCAAGGAUUUAUCUUACUAAGGUACUUGAUAAACAACCAAGGGAGCCGUGGAUUCAAAAACGUACAUCGAUCCGCGUAUUUUACCAAAUCGAAAAAAAAAGACUAAAACGGUUUAUUUUUUUUUUCUUUUGUUUGUUAUGAGCAUAGCGUGGUCUCCGAUUGCCCUUACGAUCGAUCUCACUGUUAUUCCUACAAACCUCAAUUGGAGUUUUUAUCCAAUUGAUCUCUUGCUCGACGUUUCGAUAUGACCCGACAUGAGUCAACCAGGCAAUACCUAUUUUCAACUCCUG
Aspergillus campestris IBT 28561 is the source of this 933-nucleotide messenger RNA. RefSeq names its product 60S ribosomal protein uL15. The transcript has 3 exons. The record is from RefSeq and is a predicted model, not a curated record. Gene Ontology annotation, molecular function: structural constituent of ribosome. NCBI's taxonomy places the organism in Eukaryota, Fungi, Ascomycota, Eurotiomycetes, Eurotiales, Aspergillaceae. The coding region runs from base 77 to 526 and encodes 149 amino acids. Gene Ontology annotation, biological process: translation. Gene Ontology annotation, cellular component: cytosolic large ribosomal subunit; ribosome.